GGCCUGCAUGCUUUGCCCAGCUGGUGCAGUGGCUCCUCCUGGCUCAUGGAGGGCAGUGUGACCCUAGCCCUGCUGUGGCUGUGCACAGGGCUGGUGGCUGCCUCAGAGGAGCAUGCGAUAAAGGACUUCGACUUUCUUAAGUUUGCAGGCCUGUGGUAUGAGAUCGCCUUCGCUGUCAAGGCGGGGGCCCCCACCAAGGCCCCCAAGGUGGAGAAGAUAGGGGCUGUGAUGCUCCAGCUGGAGAACAGUUCCCUGGUUCUGACAGCCGCGCAUUAUGAGGAGCACUGCGUGGUGGAGAAGACCACAGCCAUAAAGAAGGUCGUUCCAGGGACAUUCACCAUCGUCAGGGAGGGUGGAAACAAAGAGGUCCGGGUUCUGGGCACUGACUACAAGACCUACGCUGUCAUGGACGUCCACUUCACGAUGAAUGGCAUCAGGCAUCAAGUCUUGAAGCUUUACAGCCGGAGCCUGGACAACAAUGAGAAGGCCCUGGAGAAGUUCCGCAAGGUGGCCCGCGAGCACGGGUUCCAAGAGCCAGAUUUCCACCUGCUGCAGCGUGACAUGGCCUGCGUGACAGCGCUGCAGGGGUCGGUGUAGAGCAGCUCCUGCCCAGGCCCUGCCUCUCCUGCGCUGCCUGGGGGCUACCUGCUCCUACCCCAAUAAAACCCAC
Molecule: messenger RNA, 670 nt
Organism: Octodon degus (degu)
Lineage: Eukaryota; Metazoa; Chordata; Mammalia; Rodentia; Octodontidae
Product: epididymal-specific lipocalin-5
Exons: 7
Coding region: 46-597 (183 amino acids)
Molecular function (GO): small molecule binding
Source: RefSeq, a predicted model, not a curated record